UAUUUUCAAGAUAUAUAUAUAUAUAUAUAUAUGUAUAAAUAUACUGUAUAUAUAUUUCACCCUUCAUUUUUAUAUAAAUCUCAAAAUGUAUACGUCUCUUCUUCUAUGUAUGAUACUUUUCGCCUUUCAAUUUUAUCCUAUUGAUUCUAUAGUCACAUACAAAAAUUGCAACGAAGCUAUAUGGAUGAAUAAGGAGUCUGGUGAUUAUUUUAUUCAACCAUUGGCUGAAGGUGGCAUAGCCAAUGUUUAUUGUGAAAUUCAAAAUAAUUUUACACUCGUUUCCUUUGUUAAGCCGAAUACAAAACCCAAUACUUAUCUUCGUCAAGUUCCAGCUAAAACUUAUUUUAUAUCAUAUUCAAAUUUUACUGAUAAUGAUAUGAGCAAGUUCAUGGAGGAAGCAAAAUUUAAUUGUCGUCAGUUUUUUAACUAUACGGAAAGAAAUGCUCAUAUAAGUCAUCAGAAAUUUACGUUUUGGGACAAUACUGUCAUACCUCUUCAAAGUAAUAUAGAUGGUGGAUGUCUUUGUUUAAUAAGUGGAGUAUGUGAAAUCUCUGGAUCGCCAAAUACAUCUUGUAACGCAAUAUCAGAGGCUGUCGAUACAGAACAAUACACAGAUUACGGUAGAAUAGCAGUAAAAAAAGAAAGGUUACCUGUAAAAGCUGUAACAUUUGGGGAUAUUGAUGGUAGUCAUGAAUAUAUAUAUUACACAUUGGAAGAUUUGAUUUGCGAAGAAGAAAUCUAUCCGAAAGUGAAUGUUUUAGAAACUUCAGAUUUUUGUUCAAGUACAAACUGGAAUAUUCUUUUUGAUGCGAAUUCUACUUCCUUUCAAAGCCUAACGAUUAAACAACAAGGAGGAGACUGCGAAAAUAUAAUGCUAUUUGGAAGAGUACCGCAAAAGUACCAAUCUUGCAAGAGAAUUGAAACGAACAGUUGCGAAUAUGACUGCGAAAUCGCCAGCGAUGAAUUUCACAUUUACAUAAAUGAAAAAACUAAUAUAAAUAUUUGUGAACUUGAGUUUCGAUAUCAAAAUUUAAAAUAA
Molecule: messenger RNA, 1039 nt
Organism: Dimorphilus gyrociliatus
Lineage: Eukaryota; Metazoa; Annelida; Polychaeta; Dinophilidae
Source: the annotation of a GenBank genome assembly